Messenger RNA from Cryptomeria japonica (Japanese cedar), 1488 nucleotides. RefSeq names its product dnaJ protein ERDJ3B. The record is from RefSeq and is a predicted model, not a curated record. Bases 218 to 1261 code for a protein of 347 amino acids. Gene Ontology annotation, biological process: protein folding. Lineage: Eukaryota; Viridiplantae; Streptophyta; Pinopsida; Cupressales; Cupressaceae. The transcript is spliced from 10 exons.
AUGCGCCCCCAAAACGUGUAAUAACGGGUGCGUUGAUUGACGGUCACGGAGAAAGAGCCAGUGGCUGUGAGAGAACAGAACAAAUUAUUUACCUCAACAAUUUGCUCUUUUAAUCACACAGAGCAGUAGCCGAUUCGUCGGAUCGGUGCAGUUUAACGCAAUUGUCCGCGACAAAUCGUCAAUUCGCAAUCUGCCAGUUGACAGAAAUUUGAUCACCAUGAGACUCGCAAGGGCUCUGGUGGUGUUAUUUCUGUUCGCUGUAUUUUAUAUUGACAGAUCUUUUGCCGGGAAGAAUUUGUAUGAUGUUUUGCAAGUUCCGAGGGGUGCUCCAGAGGAUCAGAUUAAGAAAGCAUACAGGAAACUUGCAUUGAAAUAUCACCCGGAUAAGAAUCCAGGGAAUGAAGAAGCAACAAAACGGUUUGCAGAAAUUAGUAAUGCUUAUGAAGUGCUCAGUGAUAAUGAAAAAAGAGAUAUCUAUGAUAAAUAUGGAGAAGAAGGUCUGAAACAACAUGCUGGCGGUGGUGGUGGAAGAGGAGGUGGCAUGAACUUUCAAGAUAUCUUCAGUAGCUUCUUUGGUGGGGGGAAUCCUAAUGAAGAAGAGGAGGAUAAAACCGUGAAAGGAGAUGAUGUCAUAGUUCAGUUGCAAGCAACUUUGGAGGAUCUAUACAUGGGAGGCACAUUAAAGGUAUGGAGGGAAAAAAAUGUUUUGAAGCCUGCUCCUGGUAAAAGGCAAUGCAAUUGUAGAAAUGAGGUCUAUCACAAGCAGAUUGGCCCAGGAAUGUUUCAACAGAUCACACAGCAGGUGUGUGAGCAGUGUCCGAAUGUCAAGUAUGAGCGAGAAGGUGAUUAUAUCACUGUUGAUAUAGAGAAAGGCAUGCAGGAUGGACAGGAGAUAGUAUUUUAUGAAGAUGGAGAACCUGUUGUAGAUGGAGAACCUGGUGACCUAAAGUUCAAGAUUUUUACAGCUCCACAUGAAAGGUUUACAAGGCAAGGCAAUGAUUUGCACACUACAGUUACCAUUACUCUGCGGGAGGCUCUUGUUGGAUUUGAGAAAAGUAUUACCCACCUUGAUGGACAUUUGGUUGCUGUAGGCACUAAUGGAAUCACAAAACCUAAAGAAGUCAGACGCUUUCGAGGAGAGGGCAUGCCUCUACAUAUGAGCAACAAAAAGGGGGACCUAUAUGUGACGUAUGAGGUUUUCUUCCCAAGUAAACUAACAGAAGAACAGAAAAGCAAAAUCAAGGAAAUCUUUCCGUCAUGACCGUUUACACCAUGAGUUAUUACAUCCUUGUUGCCAUCAAGUUAUUGGCAUCAAACGGAAACAAAGUUUUGUCGUAUUUGACAGAGAUUAAUACCAAAAAGAGCUCUCCGUUAUAUUCAUUUAGACUUAAAAUCGUAGUGUUUCAGUUAGAACUCCACAUUAUGUGGUGUGGCUUAUCGUUUGUACAAUCAAUAGAAAAUAUAAGUUUCAGCUUAUUUGGCAAGUUA